Molecule: messenger RNA, 534 nt
Organism: Entamoeba invadens IP1
Lineage: Eukaryota; Evosea; Mastigamoebida; Endamoebidae
Exons: 3
Coding region: 1-534 (177 amino acids)
Source: RefSeq, a predicted model, not a curated record
AUGGAUAAACAGGAUGUGGAGAAAUUAAAUAAAUUGUUCGAGGAAAAGGGCGAGCUGAUGAGUAGAGUCGAAGGUGUAGAGGGGGUUAAAAGAAUAUGGAACCCCGAAAAGGGAAAUUUGGAACUUAAUUUGGAAAAAUAUAUGGUCUACGACUUUUUGUAUAGUUAUUGCUUCCCUUUCUUGGUCUACAAACAACGUAUUUUGACGAAUCAAACGCUGUUAAAUAAAAGUUUAGCUUUGAUUAACACAACCAUCGAAACAACACAACAAAAUUUUCCCGUUGUUAUCCAACAGUUUCAAAAGUAUCACGACGAUGUCCCAAAUGCAAUCAGAGGUAUGACUUAUAUGUUUAGUACUUUUGCACAAAGAGUCAGAAAACUCCAAGAAAGUGUCGAACAGUUAAGUCAGUUCAAUGACAAAAUGGUGGCUUAUGUCGACAACGAAAUCAAAAAGGAAAAUUUGAUUUUUCAACUUCGUGGGUAUCCAUUAGACGUGACUAACGAUGUGAUAUCUUCUGACCCAGCCUUCUUUUAA